CAACAACAAUCAGCAAUCGCGUCGUUAGGUGAAAGUGGGGCUAUCAGUAGUGGCGGUUGCGUUAUAGCGACUAGUUAAUUAAAAGCAUAUGUAAUACGGUGUUGACAGGGUGAAAGUUCACAGAUAGUCGACAAUGUCCGCAAAGACAGCAGCCAAACCGAUCAAAGCGGCCUCCAAAGAGCCGUCAUCCUUGACUAAAAUCUAUCUGUUUGCCUAUAAUGCCAUCCAGGUGGGUGGCUGGAGCUACAUCCUGUACCAGUUGAUCAACUACUAUGUGCUGGAAGGACCCCAGUUCCGGGCUCAAAUCACGCUGUGGGACUACACACGUCUCGCCGUCAUCAUCUUCCAGAAUGCUGCCUUUGUGGAGAUCCUGAACGCAGUCUUUGGCUUGGUCAAGUCGAAUCCGGUGGUCACCACCUUCCAGGUAUUCAGCCGCAUGAUGGUGGUCGUCGGCGUUGUCAUGGCCACACCCACGGGCAAGGUCUCGCCCGGUCUGCCCAUUGCGCUUUUCGCCUGGUCCAUCACUGAGAUUAUACGCUAUGGCUUCUAUGCCCUCAACAUCAUCAAGGUUGUGCCCAAGUUCGUGGUGUUCCUGCGCUACACUACCUUCAUUGCCUUGUACCCCAUUGGAGUAACUGGUGAGCUGUUGUGCUUCUGGUGGGCACAGCGCUACGCUCGAGAGAACAGUGUCUGGAGCCUGGAGAUGCCCAACAAGCUGAAUGCUACGUUCUCGUACUAUGCGCUCUUAUGGAUCGUCAUGCUCGGCUACAUUCCCAUAUUCCCGCAGCUCUACAUGCACAUGUUCACGCUGCGUCGCAAGAUCUUGGGCGGCGACAGCAAAAAGAAAGCAAACUGAACUUUAACCUUCGCUUGGAACUGGCCCAAGCUGCCAUAACAAUGCUAAUUAAAUACUAACUUUUGCACUUUGGAGUGCGACUCACCUUGGCUCACCUGACAUCGACGCGUCGUGCGAGCUUUAGCUAAUAUUUACAGGGGGUUUUCUGUAUACAAAUUGAAAUUAAACAAAAACAUUUUUCAUUUA
Molecule: messenger RNA, 1042 nt
Organism: Drosophila navojoa
Lineage: Eukaryota; Metazoa; Arthropoda; Insecta; Diptera; Drosophilidae
Gene: Hacd1
Product: 3-hydroxyacyl-CoA dehydratase 1
Biological process (GO): sphingolipid biosynthetic process; very long-chain fatty acid biosynthetic process; fatty acid elongation
Cellular component (GO): endoplasmic reticulum membrane
Molecular function (GO): 3-hydroxyacyl-CoA dehydratase activity
Source: RefSeq, a predicted model, not a curated record